Messenger RNA from Polistes dominula (European paper wasp), 1400 nucleotides. RefSeq names its product phenoloxidase-activating factor 3. NCBI's taxonomy places the organism in Eukaryota, Metazoa, Arthropoda, Insecta, Hymenoptera, Vespidae. Gene Ontology annotation, biological process: proteolysis. Gene Ontology annotation, molecular function: serine-type endopeptidase activity. The record is from RefSeq and is a predicted model, not a curated record.
GGUUACACGUUCAGUUGACUAAGCGACGCGGUCGUGAAAUAAUUCAAUCUCGUGUCAGUGUCAUUUAAUUUUAAAUUACAAAGAAGAAAUAAAAUAAUAUUAUUCACAGAAAGUUAUCGAGUGAUCGAACGAAGUCAAAAAGAAAAAAAAAGGACACAACUAUGUAUAUUUCAUUUUGCAACUUUGUCGUAACAUUAUUAUUCCUACUGUGCACUAACACAAUUGCACAAGAAAGAUGUUUCACGCCUACAAAUGUUAACGGUGUUUGCAUUAAUAUUAGAAAUUGCAGUCCAAUAAUUCGAAUAUUGCAGAAUCAAAAACCUUUGAAUCCAGAAACCAUCGAAUUAUUAAAAUCGUUCCAAUGCGGUUACGAGGGUGAAGAUCCAAAAGUUUGCUGUCCUGUUCAACCCGAACCUACAAAGAAUGUAACUCAAGAAAUUUCCAAUAUUCCGGAUGUAUCGAACCAUCCAAAUCUUCGAAUAUUGAACCUCAAUCCUUGUGGUCAAUCUAUUCAAACAAAGAUACUUGGUGGAGAGGCAACUGGUAUCCUUAGUUUUCCAUGGAUGGCACUACUCGCAUAUAACGUUGGAAGAAGGAAUACGGAAUUUCGAUGCGGUGGAACUUUGAUUACUAAACGAUAUGUCCUUACUGCUGCCCAUUGUGUUACUUCAUUGAAAUCAGGUGUAAGUCUGGUUUCUGUUAGAUUAGGAGAACAUGAUCUUAGAACGGAACGUGACUGUGAAAUGGAUGGAGAAGUCAUAUCAUUUUGUGCAGAUAAAUAUCAAGAUUUUGGCAUUGAAAGUGUACAUUUUAAUCCACAAUUUUCAAAAUCAUUACAAAAUGAUAUUGCCUUGUUAAGAUUGGACAGAGAUGCUGAUUUGACGGUUAAUAAUGUUAGACCGAUUUGUUUACCAUUUUUAAAUAACCUUACGAUUCCAAGACAGCUAAUCGCUACAGGAUGGGGUACGACAGAAACUGGCAUGCAAAGUGCCGCUUUAUUGCAAAUUAAACUGCCAAUCGUAGAAAAUUCACGAUGUAAAGACAUUUACCAGGGUAAAAUUGGAAUUUGGCAUAAACAACUAUGUGCAGGAGGUGAAAAAGAUAGAGACUCUUGUUCUGGUGACAGUGGUGGACCUCUUCAAUGGCCUACGUUGCUCGGUAGAGAAUCUCGAUACGUUCAAUAUGGAAUUGUUAGUUUUGGAAUGAGAAAUUGCGGUACAUCAGGUUACCCAGGUGUUUACACUAACGUUAAAUAUUACAUGGAUUGGAUUUUAGAUACUAUUAGGGAUUAAUUUCAUCAACGCUGACAUAUUAUUUUGUACUUUUUUAUUGAAGCUUUAUUUUUAGUGAUAACACAAAUAUUGUUAUACAAUAAAUAAGAAGAAAUUAUUUAUCAUUUA